CGGCCGGCUGCCAGCACAUUUCGCACCCCCGCCUGUCUUCGCGCGCGCGGGCCUGACGCAAUGUAGCCCGCGCGUGGGUAGAUGUCCACGUAUUCUUGGGAACGGCAGUGCCGUCACGGUUCUCGCUGACUUACUGCAUUCCAUGUGUGCAUCGCAUAUAUAGGCCGGCGUGGGCGCGGGGGCUUCGACUUUGUGACUGCCGCCUCUGACGCGAGGCGCUUCAUGAACACGAGUGCGGCUUGAGGCAAGGCGGCCUUUGUUCUCUCGCGUACUUGUAGCGCGGAGGUCCUCAGCGUAGUUGGUGCUUCCUCCUUCAUCUCGUCCUCGCACGUCGCGAGUGCUCCUUUCCGCAAAGAUGCAAUUUCACUUGUGGCUAUACCUCCUCACGCUGUACGCCCUCCUUGCGGGCGUACAUGGCCUGAUCCCCGUCCCGCCACACGCGAAGGUUCCUGUAUAUGCCCACGGCGAUGUACUACCGACACAGGCCGCGAGCCCACCUCCCGGUGUCUCCCUCGCCCCGACGCCGGUACGCGGUGAGACGGGCAUGCCGCAGGACUCAGCGUCAGCGCCAGCCUCAGUCGAGGUCGAGCCAGCCGCGGAACCCAUAGCACCGCCCGAGCCCGUCGAGACCCGCGUCCGGUCCGCCAAAUUCGCCAGGCGUAGGCGAGCGCAUCCUUGAACGCCAUCCCCUGCGUCGCUUCCGCAGUGGACUUCGUGAGCUCUCCAUGUUUUUCACAACCUUUCUGUACGUACUAUCCUGCCUCCAACCCACGCCAAUGCCUCACCUUCCGCUAGUCUUGACAGACAACUAGACGACAUGUAUCAGUAUGCCUAUUAUCCUUUAGACGGACACUGUAUCGUAAACCUCCCGCACGCUAUGCCUGCAUGAAUCAAUCACGAUUGGACGAUGCCCA
Messenger RNA from Schizophyllum commune H4-8, 914 nucleotides. RefSeq lists its product as uncharacterized. The record is from RefSeq and is a predicted model, not a curated record. The transcript has 2 exons. The coding region runs from base 356 to 679 and encodes 107 amino acids. Lineage: Eukaryota; Fungi; Basidiomycota; Agaricomycetes; Agaricales; Schizophyllaceae.